Molecule: messenger RNA, 681 nt
Organism: Gekko japonicus
Lineage: Eukaryota; Metazoa; Chordata; Lepidosauria; Squamata; Gekkonidae
Product: homeobox protein OTX1-like
Exons: 5
Biological process (GO): regulation of transcription by RNA polymerase II
Cellular component (GO): nucleus
Molecular function (GO): RNA polymerase II cis-regulatory region sequence-specific DNA binding; DNA-binding transcription factor activity, RNA polymerase II-specific
Source: RefSeq, a predicted model, not a curated record
AUGAUGUCUUACCUCAAACAGCCCCCGUACGGCAUGAAUGGCCUGGGGCUAGCCGGACCCGCCAUGGAUCUGCUGCACCCGUCGGUGGGCUACCCCGCCACCCCUCGGAAGCAGCGGCGCGAACGCACCACCUUCACCCGCUCGCAGCUGGACGUGCUGGAGGCCCUCUUCGCCAAGACCCGCUACCCGGACAUCUUCAUGCGCGAGGAGGUGGCCCUCAAGAUCAACCUGCCCGAGUCCCGAGUCCAGGUCUGGUUCAAGAACCGUCGGGCCAAGUGCCGGCAGCAGCAGCAGAGCGGCAGCGGCGCCAAGAGCCGGCCGGCCAAGAAGAAGGCGUCCCCGGCGCGGGAGAGCUCCGGCUCGGAGAGCAGCGGCCAGUUCACGCCGCCCGCCGUCUCCAGCUCGGCCUCCUCCUCGUCCUCCUCCUCCUCCUCCUCGUCCUCGUCCAACUCGUCGGCCGCGGCGCCCGGCGGAGCCUCCCUGGGCAACCCGGGCGGCGGGGGCGCUGGCCAGGCUGGGACCCAGGCGUCCUGGGGGGUUCGCCUCGGUCUCCGCCGCUGGCGCCGUUCCUGGCGCGGGCUGGCCAGCGCUUCUCGGAAGCGAAAUCUCUCUUUGGGGCGUCCUGACGCUCAUCAUCAUCAUCAUCAUCAUCAUCAUCAUCAUCAUCAUCAUCAUCAUCAU